This is a messenger RNA of Lactuca sativa (garden lettuce), 1198 nucleotides long. RefSeq names its product homeobox-leucine zipper protein HAT22. NCBI's taxonomy places the organism in Eukaryota, Viridiplantae, Streptophyta, Magnoliopsida, Asterales, Asteraceae. Gene Ontology annotation, molecular function: sequence-specific DNA binding; DNA-binding transcription factor activity, RNA polymerase II-specific. Gene Ontology annotation, biological process: regulation of DNA-templated transcription. The record is from RefSeq and is a predicted model, not a curated record.
AGUCGCUAAAAAUCAAUGUUGUAGUAGUGUAUGCUUUAUAAAUACAUGUUGUAUAGAGAGAAUUUAGCCUUUUUUUUCCAUUGAUUAAUCAAUUAAAUUGUUUUCCCACACUUAUUUUGUACCAUUCAUUUAUUUCGUUAUUAAUAAUCAUAACCACCAAUUAUUUCUUAUAUCCGCUCCUUUUUCUACUUGAUAUUCUUCCCAAUCUUCCAACCCACCGUACUUUCUCCUUCUACACUUCAAUCUCAUAUUUUAAUUCAAAUAUUCAAAUGGGUUUCCAUGGGUUUGCCAAGGCUGAACUAGUACUAGAGCUAGGCCUUAAUUCAUCAUCCAUGGCUGAAAACACGACGAAGCCCACCAAAAAACCUUACCUGAGCUUCGAUCACCCCCUUGAGCCAUCGCUAAGCUUGGCUCUUUCAGGUGAUUCAUAUGGUGGUGCCGGUGGUGGCUCAUCAUUCUCUAAUGCGAGUGUGAAGAGGGAAAGAGAUGUUGCAAGCGAAGAAUCAGAGAGAGUAGGGGCGAUUAAUACUUGUGGUGAAGAUGGUGAAGAAGAUGAAGAUGGUAGUGUUAAUGGAAGGAAGAAACUCAGGUUAACCAAAGCUCAGUCUGGACUACUUGAGGAAGCCUUUAAAUUGCAUACCUCUUUGAACCCUCAGCAACAAAAGCAAAAGCUGGCAAGGGACCUCAAGCUAAGGCCGAGACAAGUUGAAGUUUGGUUCCAGAACAGGAGGGCCAGAACGAAACUGAAGCAAACGGAGGUGGAUUGCGAGUACUUAAAGAAAUGCUGCAAGAGAUUAACCGAUGAGAAUCAAAGACUCCGGCAAGAGGUUCACGAACUGAAAACACAAAAAUUGUUGCAACCCAUCUACAUGCAGAUGCCGGCGGCCACUCUCACCAUGUGUCCGUCAUGUGAACAGAACGGCGACACCAAUCCUGCGUCCAAGAACAUCCCUUUUACUAUGGCUCCUAAAAGAGACUUUUUUAGUCCCUACUCUAGUUCAUCAGCAGCUUGUUAAUUAGUUAAAUUUAUAUAUUACCCAUGCACAGCCCUACAUGUUUUAGAAUUUAAGGGCUUGUCUUGCAGUUGCAGGUCAAUGUUCAAAUAUUUUAAAUAUAAAAUUAUUGUAGAAAAAGAUCAGAAUUUCCACUCCUAUAACUUUCUUAUUAAAAUUUUGUAUAUAUGUUAUCUUCUAAAUUA